Molecule: messenger RNA, 1248 nt
Organism: Drosophila busckii
Lineage: Eukaryota; Metazoa; Arthropoda; Insecta; Diptera; Drosophilidae
Exons: 4
Coding region: 503-1099 (198 amino acids)
Cellular component (GO): extracellular region
Molecular function (GO): chitin binding
Source: RefSeq, a predicted model, not a curated record
CUUGCAAGCGUUUGGUUGUCUGAUCGCGUCGUCGUCGUUCGUUCAGUUCAGUCUACAUAGAAGUUAAAGCUGCAACACGCGCUUGCAACAACUCGAGCAGCAUUGUUGACAAUAUAAUAAAACGUGCAACGCUAUGCAUGUAUAGGUGUCUCUCUCUAGCUGUGUGUGUGUGUGUUGGUGUAUUUUUUAAGGUGGCACUAUUGUUUGUAGCUGUUGCAACCGCCCGCUACUUUGGGCCACAUGUUAGGCAAUAACAAUAACAAUACAGUAGCCAAGCCAAAGUCUAGUUACAUUUUAUAGGCCAACUUUAGGCAAAUUGGAGCGCCUAACUCUUGAAACUUAUACACAUAACAAUAUUUAAAGUGUGCAGCAACUGCUGCUACCAACAAAAGGUCAACACAACUUUCAAAACCAAAACACUUGUGGAAAGUGACGGCAGCCAACACAUUUAUUUGUUAAGCAACAAUUGCAGCAGCAGCAAACAAAACAAAACAGACACAACAUGCAGCCGAGGAUCACAUUUGUGCUGAUUGUCUUUUGCGGAUAUUUACUGUUCACGGAUUGCCAGGAAACAACGCGCUCGAAACGCACAAAGCGGCCGCGUGCACCGGAGCCGGUGAAUUUUGAGCCGGAGCCGCAGCAAGAUCUGGAGCAUGAUGAAGAGCACGAUGGCAGCCAGGAGAAGGAUGCGCCGGAAAUACCAGAGAAUUUUUUAAGCCCCUCGGUGCGUGAAUAUCUCGAAUUGGGCAAAUCCAUACCGGGUCGUCCUGGCGUUGACUAUCCCAUACUAUCGGCCAUGCCCUAUACGAAUUUCUACUGCGAUGAGCAAAGCUAUCCCGGAUUCUUUGCCGACAUGGACACCAGAUGUCAAGGUUGGCACUACUGCGACAUCGAUGGACGCCAGGCCUCAUUUCUCUGCCCCAAUGGCACACAAUUCUCUCAGGCUGUCUUUGUCUGCGAUUGGUGGUUCAAUGUACGCUGCGAUCUCUCGCCACGUUUGUAUGCAAUCAAUGCUCGUUUAUAUCAGCGGCCCAAGGUGAAUCCGACGCGACCACAUCGCAUCAUAACCAAGCAGUUGGUUGAAGAUAUAUUCACUUGAUCUGUAUUACACACACGCACACACACACAUAGACUUAUUUAGUUUGUCCGCAUGCCUAUUAGUUGUUAAAUUCAUUUAUUGUAAAUUUAUUUACUUGUGCUUUAGACCGUAUGUUCAUUAAUUUCAUUGCAAAAUGCUUUUGCUCAUAA